Messenger RNA from Ornithorhynchus anatinus (platypus), 5370 nucleotides. RefSeq names its product glypican 1 (gene GPC1). The record is from RefSeq and is a predicted model, not a curated record. Gene Ontology annotation, cellular component: synapse; cell surface; plasma membrane. Gene Ontology annotation, biological process: regulation of protein localization to membrane; cell migration; negative regulation of fibroblast growth factor receptor signaling pathway. The transcript is spliced from 9 exons. Bases 78 to 1721 code for a protein of 547 amino acids. Lineage: Eukaryota; Metazoa; Chordata; Mammalia; Monotremata; Ornithorhynchidae. Gene Ontology annotation, molecular function: fibroblast growth factor binding.
GGAAGCCGAGGGAUUGAAGAGAAGGAGGUGGAGGUGGUGGUGGUGGUGGUCCGGGAAGUCGCGGAGAGCAGAAAGAGAUGGAUUUCUUGCGGGGAUUUUGGCUCCUGUACGUCGCCGCCUCCUGCGCCCGGGGAGACACCAAAACCAGGAGCUGCACCGAGGUCCGGCAGGUUUAUGGGGCCAAGGGCUUCAGCCUGAGCGGAGUGCCCCAGGCAGAGAUCUCCGGGGAACACCUGAGAAUAUGUCCACAAGGCUACACCUGCUGCACUAGUGAGAUGGAGGAGAACUUCGCAAACAAAAGCAAAAGUGAAUUUGAAGGCAUGCUCAAAGACAACAGCCGCUCCAUACAAGUAAUCCUCACGAUACAGUUCAAAAACUUUGAUGGUUACUUUCAGGAUUUGUUGAACAAGUCAGAGAAGUCUCUCCACGACACGUUUCCUACCAUGUACGGGGAGCUGUAUAGCCAGAAUGUCAAGCUCUUCAGGGACUUGUAUACCGAGCUGCGACGUUACUACCGGGGCUCCAACAUCAACCUGGAAGAAGCCCUGACUGAAUUCUGGACCCGGUUGCUAGAGCGACUCUUUAAGCUGCUGAACCCCCAAUACCUCAUCACUGAUGAUUACCUGGACUGCAUGGGGAAGCACUCGGAGCAGCACAAGCCUUUCGGGGAAGUCCCGCGGGAACUGAAGCUGAAAGCCACCAGAGCCUUCAUUGCAGUGCGUUCCUUCGUUCAGGGCCUUAGCGUCGGCGGCGAUGUCGUCAAAAAGGUGUCUCAGGUCUCCUUCGGCCAAGAGUGCAGCCGGGCCAUCAUGAAGCUGGUAUACUGCUCUCACUGCCUGGGCAUGCCGAGCAUUCUGCCGUGCAACAACUACUGCCGCAACGUCAUGAAGGGCUGCCUGGCCAACCAGGCUGAUCUGGACACUGAGUGGAGGAACCUCAUUGAUUCAAUGUUGCUUGUGGCGGACAAGAUUGAUAUACCAUCCAACGUGGAGACUGUCAUCGGUAACAUUCACACGAAAAUCUCAGAAGCCAUUUCUACCAUGCAAGAAAACAAAGAUGCAAUAACCACCAAGGUUUUCCAAGGGUGUGGAAAUCCUAAAAUCAAUUCAAAGGGGUCAAGCGGAGAGGAAAAGAAACGGAGAGGCAAAUCGGUGACAGAAGAAAAGCCUUCAGGAGUUGGUCUAGAGAAAUUAAUUUCAGAUGCCAAAGGAAAGCUGAAAGACAUUAAAGACUUCUGGGUUGUCCUUCCAAGUCUACUCUGCAACGAAAAGGUAGCAGUAGGAUCCGUCAACAAUGACAAGUGUUGGAACGGAAUGACCAGGGGGAGAUAUUUGCCAGAGGUGAUGGGAGAUGGUCUGGCCAAUCAGAUUAACAAUCCUGAGGUAGAGGUUGACAUCACUAAACCAGAUAUGACUAUUCGACAACAGAUCAUGCAGCUAAAGAUCAUGACCAACCGACUGCGCAAUGCCUACAAUGGGAACGAUGUGGAUUUUCAGGACACAAGUGAUGACAUCAGCGGUUCCGGCAGUGGGGAAGGCUGCCUCGACGAAAUGUGUGUCAGAAAAACCAACAGGAGCCCCAGUACCAGGCAGCCAGAAACGCACGCAAUUCCUAACCAGUCAGACCGGAACACAAACGGAGCCAGCAGCCACUUCCUGCCUUCUUCCUUUCUCCUCUUCCUUUCGUUGGCCAUUGUUGCAACACGAUACUUGUGGCGGUAACUUCUUCCCAUAGCCAUGAGAGAGGAACUAUGGCUGAGGGCUUAACUUUGCCAAAAAGGAAAAUGGACACUAUUUAAUUCAUCUUGGCAAAAUGAGAAAUUGUGGGCGGGGAGGGGGAGGGGGAGAAGGUCUUUGAUUGUUUGUGAUAUAUGGCAGUGCUAGAGCUGGUCUGUUAUUUUUUUUUCUUCUUGGUCUUUUUUGAAUGCUGGGCCCGUCUUUCCAUACCUCAUUUUUUAAAUUUCAUUCUUUUGACACAGUGAGGCUGCCCGGGGGCUUAAGCAAGGCCUGUGUAGAUUGGGGUAAUGGGAAGGAAAAUUCUCUUCAGAAGGACACCAUUUCAGUGACUGCAAUGGAAUAUGCAAAUGUCGGAUGUUGCUAUAAGAUCUCAUAUGGUAACACUAUUUAACACAUUAACGUGGAACGCACUAAAGAGGUAUAGAGUAAUAAAAGUUGUAAUUUACGGCUGAUGGCAUUAGCACUUAGAGGUGCUGUGUUUAGAGGAGAGGGGGCUUAAUAGUUUUCCACUCUACUUCUGAACACGAGCACAGAUGAUCCUUUGUGCAUUCUUUCCAGUAGAAAUUCCAGCAGAUGCCUUUGGCUAGCAUGAAACCAAUUCUCAAGGUCAUUCAGUAUCCUAGAGGCUGAUAUCUGAACACAAAUAUACUACUCUUCAAAUUCUGAGAAAACAAACUCCUCUCUGUGGUUAGAUUUAAAUUAGUAGUAAUUCAGAAGCAAUUCACUUUACUUCUACCUUAAAGAGACAAGGAGUGUGAAUUUGAUUUUUUUGCAUGGUACCUUGAAAAUCACUUAAGAUCUUCAUGAUGGUUGAUCUACAUUAUUAAUGCAAUUCCGUAGUAGACAACAAUAAGAUCAGAUAUGCAUGAUAAGAUCUGUCCUUCAACAGAAUUUUUGCUAGAACCAAGUCAGAAACUCUUGUUUUUAUUAACAAUGAUGACAACCUUUUGCCAAUACGUGCAAGGUCAAAGGGAUAACUCUUCUUUGAAGUCUUUUGAAUUAAUCUAUGUGUUCCCUAGUGAAGUUCUGUAAUAACUGGAUUGAAAGGUGAGAUGGCUAUACUUUUUAAACUAUAAUUUGUUAAUCAGAAAAAGUGCAAUUUUGCUGCACCACCUGGCUUUCAGGGAACGCCUGCUGUGUAAUACGGUUCCACAGCUGGGCUCACAAGGCCACAGAUCUGUCUCAAUGACUUGUCUGUGAUCCUACAUAGAGGCAAAACACUGAGAUGCACCAAGAAAAUAACCAGGACCUUGUUGGACUUGCUAGACUUUCAUUAGGUUAUAUUGUGCUCUCCCAAGCACUUAGUACAGAAAGGGCUCUAUAAAUAUGAUUGACUGAUUGAUUCUAAUCUCACGGAUAUACAUCUCCUCCCGUGGUCUUUCUUUUUUUUAGGGGGGCCAUGAAUUCUGAAUCUCCAUCGCAUGUUACUUGAUUGUCAGGAGUGGAUUCGGCUAUCAAGAUUUCAUUUUUUUAAUAUAUACACACACACACACAUAUAUAUAUAUCUGUGGGGCUAUCUGCAUUUAUGGAGUUUUGAACUUAUGGCUGAUUGAACCCCAUAUUGCUCAACAGGUGAUGUUUCUCAAACAUCUUCUACCAAGUAUUACUACCAAUCCCAGUUUACGUUCACCUCAUAAAGUCACAAUUGACUUUUAUUAUGGUAUUCGGAAAUCCUAAGUCUAGACUCUGCUCUAAUUAAUUUUCUCUAAUAUGGGGAGGAUAUUCUUUGAGGGAGGGAGGAGAAGCAUAUCUUUUGUUUAAGAGCUUUUGCAGGCCCUGGAUGAACUUUCAAAUAGAUAUAGUCUAUGGCUUUGGUUCCAAAAAGUUUUUUGAGAAUCAUUUCCAAUGCAGCUUGAGAUAAAGAAUUCAGUUUACCCAAGAGUGGUUUAGUGAAUGUGCACUGUGGGGUCAGGAAGUAAAAUCAUAAUGAUAUUUACUGGAAAUUUUAACUGACUUACUUUCAGAUAAGAGAAUUAAAAGAAGCAGCUGAAGCUGGUGAGGGAAAUGAAAGGCGCAUCAUGCUAACAUUCUGCCUUUGUCAUUGCCCUUGUGGAUGUAAGCUCCCUUCCUACCUCCAUGUAGUGAAAUUGGGCCCUAAUCAUUAUUUUUGAUUCCUGAUGUGGUCAUUAAUUUUGUCAUUGCUGCCAUCAUCCUUAGGAAGUCAACAGAUAUUUUCAGCCACUGUUCAAUGUCUUCCCAUUCUGUUCAAAACAGAAUAUUUGUAUUUUGCCCAGAAUACUUGUAUUUGGGCGUCAUUCUGAACCAGAGAGCCUGGUAUUUUAAUUUAUUUUAAAACAUCACCUGAAAGUUAAAGGUCUAAUAUAAUGAGGGGAUUAAUCUCUUCAUGAUAUUUCAUUAGCUGUCCCAGGCUGGAAAUUACAGGCGGGGGUGGGCGAGGCAUAGAUAUUGCUACAAACUUGAUUUUGGCCUACCGUAUGGUUUUCAUUCGAGCUGUAAAUUUAAAUAAAUUUCCGCUUAAUGAGUGAGCAAUGAGGGCCACUCUUUACCUCCCUUGUAUAUAGCUAAUCAAGUUCUCCUGAGACAUCCAUGCCCAUUUUAAAUAACUCAACAAGCUAGAAUCUAAAGGAAAAUGAAAUAUAUUGUGCAUUGAGCUAGAAAAUGUGUCUCCCCCUUGUGAGAAAAUAUAUUUCAAAAACUAAAUCAGUUUGCCCCAUUCAGUGUUCUUUCAGUGUAAUCAGCUAAUGUUAUGAAAGGUGGACAAUUGUUUUAGGCCAUGGAUGAGAAAGUUAUGAAGUCCAUAUGUCAUUUCUUUUUCCAAGUAAUGAAAAACAAAGUCUAUGCUGUUGUUCUGCUUGAAUUUUGUGAAAUGACAUGGUUCAUGUAUCUUUGGCUGUCUUGUGAGGGAUGUAGCUCAUUCUCAAUGGGAGAGUAACAAAGACCCAUUUGCGGUGGGUUGGUUGAAGAACAGCCUCAGUGAGAUUUUAUCUCCCAUAUUCAGCUGGUCUCUUAAAGCCAGGUGACUAGAACUUUGCAGAACAGGUGUCAAACUAAACCCCUGUACUGGGCUAUGCAUGGAUGCCACUCCUUGGCCCCGUUCCAUCCCACAAACCAAAUUUACACAUCCCCCUUGCCCCCCAGCUAUGAGUCAGGUAGAUUCUGCCUUAUGUAUUCAUCCUGAUGGAAGCAUUUAGGGUUACUUUGAUUAGCAACAACAACAAUUUUCUUCAGGAGGGCUGGUGAAUUUCAUAAUAUUUUUUUGAAAAACAUGCUAAAAUAAAUUCCCUUGCCCUAUAGUGAGGAAUCAGAGGUUGGGAAUAAUGGAUUUCGUCUUUAAGCCUGCUCUUUGUGCCAUAAUUUCUAUGUUUCAGUGGAGGAUGGGUCAGGUUCAUUAAAGGCUUUGAGAGCACAGUUAUUUAAUAUUUACAAAUGACAACAAAACUUUUGGUUUUUGAUGGGCUUAUUAAGGGAGAAGGAAAAAUAAAAAAUAUACUUUUGCUUUUAAAAAUGCAUUUCUCUGCAAGAUUAAGAUUUAUUUCAAUUAUUGGCAUAGUUGACCAAUUAUAUUUUUCUUUCUGUUACCAAGGUACUUGUAACUAUCUUGCACUGUUUAUCUGAAGUUGAAAUAUGUUCUUUGAAUCCUUGUAUAAAUAAAAGGCUGGAGACGUACAUCUAA